Girardinichthys multiradiatus is the source of this 768-nucleotide messenger RNA. RefSeq names its product N-alpha-acetyltransferase 20, NatB catalytic subunit (gene naa20). Gene Ontology annotation, cellular component: NatB complex. Lineage: Eukaryota; Metazoa; Chordata; Actinopteri; Cyprinodontiformes; Goodeidae. The record is from RefSeq and is a predicted model, not a curated record. Gene Ontology annotation, biological process: N-terminal peptidyl-methionine acetylation. Bases 70 to 606 code for a protein of 178 amino acids. Gene Ontology annotation, molecular function: protein-N-terminal amino-acid acetyltransferase activity. The transcript is spliced from 6 exons.
AGCUACUGAUUGUUAUGGUUGGUGUUUGAGUUCCUCCUCUUCCUCAGUGAGGGCAGCAGCUGGAGGAAGAUGACUUCGUUACGGCCGUUUACCUGCGAUGAUCUGUUUAAAUUCAACAACAUAAAUCUGGAUCCGCUCACUGAAACUUAUGGGAUCCCGUUCUACCUGCAGUACCUGGCUCACUGGCCCGAGUACUUCAUUGUUGCUGAAGCUCCUGGUGGAGAGCUGAUGGGCUACAUAAUGGGGAAGGCGGAGGGAUCCGUGGCCCGGGAGGAGUGGCACGGUCACGUCACGGCUCUAUCUGUGGCUCCGGAGUUCAGAAGGCUCGGCCUUGCUGCCAAACUCAUGGAGAUGCUGGAGGAGAUCUCAGAGAGAAAGGGCGGAUUCUUUGUGGAUCUGUUUGUGAGAGUCUCCAACCAGGUGGCGGUGAACAUGUACAAACGUCUGGGUUACAGCGUCUACAGGACGGUGAUCGAGUAUUACUCUGCCAGUAACGGGGAGCCGGAUGAAGACGCCUACGAUAUGAGGAAAGCUCUGUCCAGGGACACAGAGAAGAAGUCCAUCAUCCCACUGCCACAUCCUGUCAGACCUGAGGACAUUGAAUAACAGACUGUGGCUCUCUGACCUGCUGACCUAUUGGUUCUCAUCAGAUGUGUUGACUGAACGCCAGAGAGCCACUGAAUGUUUAAAAUGUUGAACAUUUCAUUUGCUGUAAAUUCUAAUGAACUGAGUCUGUUUGAUACAGAAAGAAAACUGAAGUCUAAUCUU